CACCCUGAAUUCGAGUUAACCGUGAGAAAUUUGUCAUCGGGAGUGAAAAUUUCAUUGGAGAUAUCCGGAAAUUCGAGAUAAGCGAAUUCGAGUUAAACGGAGCAUUUAACAUGGUGUCCUACGGGGUUCCGCCGGGACCAAGCAUUGAACUUCGAGAUAAGCGGAAUUUCGACUUAGCAGGAUUCGAGUUAACGAGUUUUCACUGUACAUCUAAUGUCCUUAAGGGAUUAAGGGGUUGCUGCAACUACUGUACAACCGGGAUCGGUGCUCGAGGGGAGAGCCGGAGGUGGGAUGGACGUGAGCACAAAGUGCGCCUGCGCCAACCAGUCAGCGCAGGAAGGCUGGAGACGGGACGGAAGGGUUUCUGAGUUGAGUCUGGAUUGGUAAGCAGCAGCACAACACACUCUUCAAGUCCUCUUAGUUAUCAGUAUGACAAUGCCUAAGAGGUCUGUGAAUUUGAGUGCUGGCACUUGGAGCACCAAUUGUCACCCUGUGGUGGCAUUGACUGAGAGGGAAUACCUAUCCCAUAAGAAGAAUCCCAAGGCUGAGAAUGAGAAUUUCCUUCUGUCAAGAUUCAGAGGGGCUGAGAACUUGUAUCGCAAGAACCUGCAUGCUCACUUUGGUUGCGUCAAUGCACUCCAGUUCUCCAAAGAUGGCAAAUGCCUAAUGUCUGGCGGAGAUGAUGCACGAGUACUACUCUGGGAUGUGGGUCGUACUCUUCAUGGGAAUCCCAAUGACAUCCAGCCUGCAGUCAUGAAGACCAAGCACAAUUCCAAUAUCUUCACGCUUGAUUUUGACAGUCGGCAUGAGAAGAUUUUUUCUGGUGGAAACGAUCAGACUAUCAUCAUUCAUGAUGUAGAAACAGGGGAACCUGUAGAUGUUUUUCGAGACCAAGAUGCCAUUUAUGGAAUCUCAGUCCAUCCACAAGAUGAUAAUUGCUUCACAACUGCUGUCCACAAUGGUAGUGUGCUUUUGUAUGACAUUCGUGCUCCUCCCUCUGAAGAUCCUGUGUGCUUGGCAAAGCACCCAGCUCCUUUCCAUGCUGUGAUGUUCAACCCCUGUCAACCAAACCUGGUUGCUACAGCCAAUGUUGGUUAUGGCGUGAAUCUGUAUGAUGUCCGCAGUCCUCGCAUAUGUCUCCGGAAAUAUGGAAAGAGGGUUGGUGAAUCAGCGAUGAAUGUGCGGUGGAAUGAUGCUGGCACCCUCCUCCUUGCUCUUCGUAGAAGCCUCAGUCCCAUUGUUUUUGCUGUUGGGCAAGAAGAGCCUCUCUAUGAAUUCUAUCAGCCUGGGUAUGUCAAUGAGUGCACAAUGAAGAGUUGCACUUUUGGUGGCCCCAAUGAUAGAUUUGUGAUAUCAGGGUCAGAUGAUUUCAAGGUGUACAUCUGGGAGAUCCCACAGUCACGAUCUGAUAAUGGUGAGAGAGUGGAUGGUGCCAGUUUGGUGUUGAAGGGUCACCGAUCCAUUGUGAAUCAGGUCCGUUAUGAGCCUUAUUCGUGCCUCCUGGCCUCAUGUGGUGUAGAAAAGAUCAUCAAGCUAUGGAGCCCUUUUGAGAUCCCAUAUUCCAGUGGGGGGCUAAGAAAGGAUUGUCCCACUGAGGAUAAAGAGAGACAACUCUGCUCUCGUAAUGAAUACAUUCAGCUUGUUCUUCGCACUGGCCAGCUUCUGAGUCAUGAUUACAGUGAUCAGUCAAAAGAGGAAGAUCCACGCAUGAUGGCAUUCUUUGAUGCCCUCCUUCAUCGAGAGCUGAAUGGAUGGAGCUCAGAUGACUCCAAUUCAAGUGUUCAUUCCUUUGCUUCCUCCAUCCCAGUUGAAUCAGACUCCCAAUCCUCAUCCUCUUCAUCCUCUGAGUCAUCUGAGGAAGAGGAAAUGCCAGAAAGAGGGACUGAGGAGGUAGCACUUCGCCCCCGUCGAGAGCCAUCCCCUGAGUCCUUGGCAUUCUUGCGGUCAUUCUUUGGGAAGGCACGGAACACUCUGGCCAAUCUUUCACCUGGGAGAAAUCCCCAAACAUCAUCUCCCAGCACAGCUACCCCAUCUGCAGCUAGUACAAGCCCUCUCCCUACCGAGUUAACUUCUGUUGAUGGCUCUCCUGCAUCUUCCUCUAGUGGAUCUGGAGCUCAGCGAAGAAGUUUUUGGCGCUUUGGCCGCUCCAAGGGUCCCUUACGCUUCCAAGCAGGAUGCAAGCAAGCUCAAGAGAGUCAACGUCAGUAUGACUUGGAGGAAGCAGAGAUGCGAUUUGAUGUCCGUUCCAUGAAGUUCCAGAGAGUGAGGAGAGGAGGAUCUCCAUUACCAGCAGGAGGAGCAGGAGCUGGAUAUGAUGGACCUUCUACAUCCAAAGAGCAUUAUGACAGUGACAUUCUUGAACCUGCCUCCAAGAAGGGAAAGGCCUCCCACAACUGCGGAGCCAAUACCAGUCAGUUUGAGGACACCAAGGAAGGUAAAAGAGGGAAUCUUUUCAAAGAAAGUACAGUCAAGUUAUCAAGUCCAAAUGGUGGGAUGGCAAAUGGCACAUGUACAGCUGCUUCCUCCACUUGUGACAGUGAGUCCACCUCUAGUGACCACCAAGUGACUUUCCGCAAACUCACCCAAAGUAUUACCAAGCGUCAUUAUCGAUCACCUCCUCGGCAAGAUUCUGAUUGAUCUGUCCAUGAACUCCUUGGCUUUCAAUCAUUAGAAUAUUCAGUUGUGUCUGUUUGUAGUGAAAAGGUGCUCUCAUACAGUCUUUGUUUAUGUUUUUGAAAGUCAGGAAACAAAUGAUGCUGAUGAUAUUGAGCUGAUACUGUGAUUGAAGUAAAAAAAAUUUUGUCUA
Molecule: messenger RNA, 2806 nt
Organism: Darwinula stevensoni
Lineage: Eukaryota; Metazoa; Arthropoda; Ostracoda; Podocopida; Darwinulidae
Source: the annotation of a GenBank genome assembly